CCUUUGCUGCAGCUCAUCAUCACUUUUACCCGAACGAUCUUCAGUACGUGCGCGCUGCCGGGUGAGUUUACAAAUGCACUGCUGCACACUCUAAAAGGAAUCACACAGAUACGUAUAUUGAUAAUAGAAAUAUAUAUACAUCAUGUUGUCCGAUAAUAUGACGAUGGCCAUCAAGAUCUGGACAUUCCUCACGUUGUUCACCUGUGUGGUGAACGGUCAGAGAAAACCACCAAAUUACCAGCAAAAUGAAAUGCCACCGACCAGUUUUAGCUGCAAGGACAAAAUCGUGGGCGGAUACUACGCGGAUCCUGAAACGUCUUGUCAAAUGUUCCACGUCUGCGUGAACGUCGUCGGGACCGGGGUUCAAGAUUUUCGAUUCCUGUGCCCGAACAACACAGCUUUCGACCAAGAAAAUCAGAUUUGCGACGACUGGUAUAACAUUGACUGCGAGGCAGCCACGUUGUUUUACAGCGACAAUUUUGACUUGUAUAAACUCGGAUUUAGCGGAGCUCCAUCCACAUCUGGCAAAGCCACACCAAUACCAUUGGGUCCAUCCAGUGCUUCACCGAACGUGGCAGUCCAUCCACAACCCAGUCCUAGGAGACCUUCACUCUCCACUCCCGUUAACAACGCAGUGUCGGAGAACGACGAUGACUACUUCCUGCAGAGGAGCGAUGCCACUGACAGUCGGCUCCAACAAGAUCUUUUGAGGGGCAGCAGCUCAGGCAACUUUUUCAGCAACAAGAACAGAGGCGUCGAGAACCCAGACGACUACGACGAUGGACGGGUGAUUGCUUCAUCCAAAGACGUGCCAAAGAAGAACACCAAAGCGCCGUUCAGGAAAUUGUUGACAGGCAAGAAACCGGUCUCUGAAUCUGCUACGAAUGCUCCGAGCACCGCCUACGGCACCACCGGAACCACAGCCGCCGCCACUAUCACCAGCACCAGUACGGUCAGGCAGCCCAAUUACAAGCCGACCACAUACCGGAGCAAGGACCGUGGCCGCGUGAACUACAAGACAUACUUAGACAAGCAGACCAAAGCUGAUGAGUAUGACAGUCAAAAAAUUGCCAAGCCCGCCACCGCUAUCCAAUCCACGACGUUCGCUCCAUCAACCGGUAAUACUUACCGUUUACAACCUACUGUGACCGCAACUGCCACCGAUAACACAUAUCAGACCACGGUAUCCAACGCUGUGCAGCAAAAUAAUAGGCCAAAAAACAACGAUUUCCUGCGCAUUACACCACCAGGAAAUAACAACAACAAUAACGGCGGUGGUUUCCAAUCAGCCCGGAUUAACGUGGCGCCGCCCACCAACUUCCAGACAAAUAAUGGAUUCCGUCAGGCUAACGACCAGGCUCAGAAUUUCCAGCAAAACGUCAUCAACUACAAUCAAGGCUUCCAGUCGGAUAAAACCACUUACUCCACAACCACUCAAAACUUAAACCCGGCAAACUUUCAGUCUGACAAGAUCUAUACGACAACACAAAAAUACAUCCAGAACCCGACAACGAAUACCUUCCAGCCACAGGGUAGCAACACGUUCCAGCCAGGCAAUACUUUCCAGCCUGCUGUAAACAAUUUCCAGCAAGCUAACAAUUUCCAGCAACCCAACAAUUUCCAACAAGGCAACAAUUUCCAGCAAGCCAAUAAUUUCCAGCAAGCCAAUAAUUUCCAGCAAUCCAACACUUUCCAACCAUCCAACAAUUUCCAGCAAGCCAACACUAUCCAACCAUCCAACACUUUCCAACCAUCCAAUAACUUCCAGCAAGCUAACAAUUUCCAGCAAUCCAACACGUUCCAGCCAGCUAACAAUUUCCAAACAGUGACUCCCACGACGCAAAAGUUCAACUCGUACCAGCCGUCGUCACCGAUCGCAUAUCAACAGUCCACAAACGUGUUCCAGUCAUCGACACCAAACAACGCGGGCAACUCGUUCCAACAGUCGUCCCAGCAACCACUAUUCCAGUCCACCACCGAGCACUUCUCCAAAGACUUCAAAGCAAAGUUCGACCCAUACAACAGCUACCACCAGAGUACUAACGAGGAGGCGGGCGAGACUCUAAAGACGGCGCCUAGCACUAACUUGAGGCCGAGUGAACUCAACGCACUCAUCCAGCCCAGACCUAAAUCGAUAAACGCCACGCUAUCGGUCGGGUUUAGUUUCAACAAGGUGGACGGCGGAGUGGCCAAGUCCACCGUCAUCGUACCUGCGCCGACUACGCAAAAGCCAAGGCCUUUCACUACGCAACAGCCCUCUUCGACAACACAGUUUGUCACAGCCAGAUCAACCACGGCUUUCGUGAGUGCCGCUCCCAGCAGCAGUGCCAAAAAGGCCGUCACCAAAGACAAGGACUCGUCGUACGAUUAUGCGUACUACGACGACAGCAACCAUAACGAUUACACCGACGUGGUGCCCGAAGACUUUUCCAGAAUUCACAACGCAAAAAUUUUUUAAGUAAAUACUAAAGUUCUCCUCUCCCCACAAACUUUCAAAAGCCUUUAACGUGUAAGUUUUUUGUAAAUAAAUCGUAGGUUUACGUCUAAAGUAUAUAAUAUUAUAAAAUUUAAUACAAAAAUACGUUAUAAUGGUAUAUUAUUAUAUUCUUCGGCCACGCGAAGCAAAUUCUUCAGUGCCAAUCAGUUCGACGACGACACGUUGGUCAAACGUAGGUUACGAGCAGACUUGGGAAGUUCACCCGAACAACUUUUAUGAAUCCUAGCUUCUAAGUCCCUUUAGUAUUCGUCCAGCACUGCCCUGUGAGAACUCCUCCAGCUACCCGGAAUGAUUCAGGUGCCAAUUCUAGUACCUACCUGGCAGGUUCCGGCAGGUAUAACUGUUAAUUAUCGAAUAAUUUGCCGCGUUCAAUUAUACGUGAACAGUUGAAACAUAUACUAACCUGGCGGUAAAAUUGGCAGUGCACGAAAAACGUUAACUUUUUAUUGUUUUUUUUUUUUUUUUUUUCGAAAAC
This is a messenger RNA of Myzus persicae (green peach aphid), 2972 nucleotides long. RefSeq names its product GATA zinc finger domain-containing protein 7. The record is from RefSeq and is a predicted model, not a curated record. Lineage: Eukaryota; Metazoa; Arthropoda; Insecta; Hemiptera; Aphididae. The coding region runs from base 143 to 2458 and encodes 771 amino acids. The transcript is spliced from 5 exons. Gene Ontology annotation, cellular component: extracellular region. Gene Ontology annotation, molecular function: chitin binding.